AUGGAUUUUGAGAUCGAUCCUCUCAUAGAACAAAUAAAUCGUGAAGAAAAAAAAGAAACAUUUGGCUUAAUCAUUUGUGCACUAUUUCAUCACCCAAAACCGGUUCAACUCGCUGAUUUUUAUCAACGAUUAAUUAAAGAGUUACAAACAAAUUUUAAUGAUGAUGAAAAACAAUCGGUCUAUCUCUAUCCAAUCGCUCAUUUACAUAUUACUAUUACGACUUUAUAUAAUUUUAAACAUGCAUGGCCUCAAUCUCCUGAAAAAUGUUUACAAUAUUGGAAAGAAUGUUUUACAAAAUUAAAAACAGCUUCAAAAAAUCAACCAAUUAUUCUUACACUUGAUUCUAUUCAACUUUCGAAAGCAGCUGGUUAUUUUCAAUUUAAAAAUCAUAAUAAUGGUAUAGAAAAUCUUCGUCAAUCAAUUCAAACUAUUUGUAAACCGGAAGACGGACAACCAUCAUUACAUGUACCAAAUAUAAUUCAUACAUCAUUUCUUCGUUUUAUUAAAAAACCAAAUGAUCCUGUUAAAUUUGAAGAAAAAUUUCAUCGUAUUUGUAAAGAAAUUUUUGAGAAAACUAAUGAAAUUCGUUUUGAAAUUGAUGAAAUUUGUUUAGCAUAUGAAUCUCAACCUUACAUGCAUAUUGAAUGUGAUGAAUUUCACGUGCUUGAUAUAAUGAAAUGUUAA
Messenger RNA from Adineta steineri, 684 nucleotides. The record is from the annotation of a GenBank genome assembly. Lineage: Eukaryota; Metazoa; Rotifera; Eurotatoria; Adinetida; Adinetidae.